This is a messenger RNA of Lathyrus oleraceus (garden pea), 1574 nucleotides long. Its product is annotated as receptor-like protein 33. Lineage: Eukaryota; Viridiplantae; Streptophyta; Magnoliopsida; Fabales; Fabaceae. Gene Ontology annotation, molecular function: protein binding. The record is from RefSeq and is a predicted model, not a curated record. The transcript has a single exon. Bases 197 to 1345 code for a protein of 382 amino acids.
AAGACAGUUUUUGCUCUCUUACAAUUUCAAUUUUGAUCAAGAUUUGACAUGGUUUUUCUCCCUGUAGUUAUUGUUUUUUUUGUUUAUUUUUAAAACCAACAAAUUUAUCUGAGUUAACCGACAAUAAUGCAUAUCUCGGCAAAAGAAAAACCCAUUUUAGAAUCUCACUCGCACACACAAACUCCAAGGCUUCAAUAUGCCAAACCUCGUAUUCCUCUCCCUAACUAUCACCAUUUGUCUUUCCAUUUUCCACACCAACUUCCAUGUACAAUCCCUCACUUCAUCCUCAGACAUUCAAGCUCUCAAAGCCUUCAAAGCCUCCAUCAAACCCUCUUCAAUCCCACCCUCAUCAUGCAUAUCAUCAUGGAACUUCACCGUUGAUCCAUGCUCUCUCCCUCGUCGCAUUUACUUCCUCUGCGGGUUCACCUGCACCACCGAUUCCAAACACAUCAACCAAAUCACACUCGACCCUGCAACCUACUCAGGGACACUCACUCCACUCGUCUCUCAGUUCACGCAACUCAUCACACUAGACCUCUCUGACAACAAUUUCUUUGGCUCAAUCCCAUCUUCAAUCUCCUCCCUCUCAAAUCUCAAAACCUUAACCCUCCGAUCCAAUUUCUUCUCUGGUUCAAUCCCACUUUCAAUAACCAAACUCAAAUCUCUAGAAUCUAUAGAUUUCUCGCAUAACACCCUAUCCGGGUCUAUCCCAAACUCUAUGAAUUCUCUUACCACCAUUCGCAGAAUCGAUUUCAGCUUCAAUAAACUUACCGGCUCAAUCCCAAAACUACCACCCAAUUUACUAGAACUCGCAAUCAAGAACAACUCUUUAUCUGGGCCACUUCAAAAAACAACCUUUGAUGGAUCGACCGAACUAGCAGUAGUUGAACUCAGCGAGAAUUCACUCACCGGAACAAUUGAAUCAUGGUUCUUGCUUUUACCCUCUCUGCAGCAAGUGAAUUUAGCCAACAACAGCUUCACCGGGAUUCAGAUCUCAAAACCAGCUCACGGUGGAGGAAGCAACCUUGUGGCAUUGAACCUCGGAUUUAACAGAAUCCAAGGUUACGCGCCCUCGAAUCUAGCUGCAUAUCCUUUGCUGUCGUUUUUGUCGAUUCGGUAUAACUCGUUACGCGGCAACAUACCAUUGGAGUACGGACAGAUCAAGUCAAUUAAGAAGUUGUUCUUGGACGGGAACUUCUUCGUCGGGAAUCCGCCGCCGGGACUGUUGGCUGCCGGAGCUACUGUUUCCGGUAGCUUGGGGGAUAAUUGUCUACAGGGGUGUCCAGUUUCUUCGGAACUGUGCACGCCAGCACAGAAACCCAGUUCUGUUUGCAAACGAGCAUAACGUGGAAGAUCAUAGACCACCAUGGUUUGUGUGGUUAAUUAACAUAGCAAUAGGCCAAUAAUAUAAAUGUUUGUAUUAGAAAGAAAAAAACAUUUUGUCUUGACAGGGAAAAUUAUGUGUAUUGUGUAAUUAAUAAGGUAAUUAAUGUUUCUAUGUGAUAAAUAAUGUGAAAUUUGUGUGUUUCAUAUAAUAUUAUUAAGAUGAGAAGAGCUAGAAACAUUUUUUAAAA